AUGCUCUCCACGUGGAGGGAUGAUCAAAAUGACACAGAUUGUUGCACAUGGAAAGGUAUUGAAUGCAAAAAUGAAACUGGUUACGUAGAAAGGGUUGAUCUUCGUGCUUCAUUAUCGCAUUAUUUGUCAGGUCCAAUCAAUAUCACUUCAUUGGUUGGCUUGCAAAAAUUGAAAUAUUUGGAUCUCAGCUCUAAUGAUCGCUUCAUUGGAAGCCAAAUUCCACCAUCCAUCGCCUCCUUUCAAAGCUUAAGAUAUCUCGAUCUGUCACGAACAAGUUUCCUAGGGACAAUUCCCUAUGAACUGGGAAAUCUCUCAAAAUUAGAGUAUCUUGAUCUUAAAGAAACUAAUCUUUAUGGAGAAAUUCCAACUCAACUAGCGCAGCUUUCAAGUUUGCGAUAUCUUGAUCUAAGUACUAAUUUUGAAAUCAGUGGAGAGAUUCCUUCUCAACUUGGAAGUCUGUCACAUUUGAGGUAUCUUGAUCUGUCAGGAAAUUCGCUUUCAGGAGUUCUCCCGUUUCAGGUCGGAAAUCUUCCUCUCUUGCAUUCUCUUUCACUUGAUGGAAAUUAUGGUCUUAAAAUAAAAGAUGAAAAUUGGCUAUCUUCUCUCUCUUCAUUAACAAUUCUCUGUCUCCAUUCUUUUCCUUAUCUAGGCAUCUCUAAUAUCAGUAAGCAUCUUCCAAACUUAAGAGAGUUAAGUGUAAACAAUUGUGCACUUUCAGAUGCUGAUAUUUCACUUUUGUUUCCUUCUCAUUCCAACAUUUCCACUUCACUUUCCAUCCUUUCUCUCUGA
Messenger RNA from Vigna radiata var. radiata (mung bean), 789 nucleotides. RefSeq names its product receptor-like protein 12. The coding region runs from base 1 to 789 and encodes 262 amino acids. Gene Ontology annotation, molecular function: protein binding. NCBI's taxonomy places the organism in Eukaryota, Viridiplantae, Streptophyta, Magnoliopsida, Fabales, Fabaceae. The transcript has a single exon. The record is from RefSeq and is a predicted model, not a curated record.